GUACAGUAUGUGUACAUGGUGUGUGUACAUGGUGUUUGUACAUGGUGUACAGUAUGUGUACAUGGUAAACAUGAGAGUAGGCUUUAACCCUGUGAUAUUUGAGGAGCGUUUUGUUGACACGUAGAGUUGUAUUUUACCUGACGGCACACCUGUUGCACUUACCUGUAAUGUUUGUCUCCACAAGUGUAUGACUUCUGUGAUGUGAAAUGUGAUGCUAAUGUCAUCAUGACUUUAAUUUAACUUGCACAUGUAUACUCAGAAAGUUGUCAAUUGAACAUAUUUAAUGCUUAGUUAUUAGAUAAUAUCUAAUAUAGUUUUCACUGUGUGAUUGAAUGUGUUAAUCAUUAACAUGUGUGUGAGAGAGAGUCUGUUGUGUCCUCCAGUAUUAAGGCAGAACAUUGUUGAUGAUGUCCACGCUUUCUGAUCACCAAUAUUUAUGUUGUGUGUCGAUAAAUGUGGUUUGUACAUGAUUAUAUUGAUAAUAAUACUCUUGAUCUUGUGUAUGUGCCUAUUCAUGGUAUGGUAUAUACAUGAAUACGUUAAAAUAUAUGUUUUAAGACUGUGUGUACUAUAUAUUGUCUGAAAAUGUGUAUAUGUCGGAACAGAUUUGAUAAAUGUGAAGGUUAUAAGUAAAAUGUUCCAUUUCCUAAAAGUCAGGGUUCCAGGUAUAUGAGUCAACAUUUUUAUGACAGAGUUGAUAACUUACAUCUUGUGAAAUUUUGUUAGACGAUAUAUUGUAUCAAAUAUGUUACAACAUUUCAAGACCAACUGGUCCCUUAUCCAGCUAACUACGUACAUGUACUGUGGAAAUGGUGACCCUACAGGAGACUUUAUAUGGUGGCUCUCUAUCAGGCUAUAUCUGGUUAUAUUCAUCAGACUAUAUAUGGUGACCCUACAGGAGACUAUAUAUGGUGGCUCUCUAUCAGGCUAUAUCUGGUUAUAUUCAUCAGACUAUAUAUGGUGGCUCUCUAUCGGGCUAUAUCUGGUUAUAUUCAUCAGACUAUAUAUGGUGACCCUACAGGAGACUGUAUAUGGUGGCUCUCUAUCAGGCUAUAUCUGGUUAUAUUCAUCAGACUAUAUAUGGUGGCUCUCUAUCAGGCUAUAUCUGGUUAUAUUCAUCAGACUAUAUAUGGUGACUCUCUAUCAGGCUAUAUCUGGUUAUAUUCAUCAGACUAUAUAUGGUGGCUCUCUAUCAGGCUAUAUCUGGUUAUAUUCAUCAGACUAUAUAUGGUGACUCUCUAUCAGGCUAUAUCUGGUUAUAUUCAUCAGACUAUAUAUGGUGACUCUCUAUCAGGCUAUAUCUGGUUAUAUUCAUCAGACUAUAUAUGGUGGCUCUCUAUCAGGCUAUAUCUGGUUAUAUUCAUCAGACUAUAUAUGGUGGCUCUCUAUCAGGCUAUAUCUGGUUAUAUUCAUCAGACUAUAUAUGGUGACUCUCUAUCAGGCUAUAUCUGGUUAUAUUCAUCAGACUAUAUAUGGUGGCUCUCUAUCAGGCUAUAUCUGGUUAUAUUCAUCAGACUAUAUAUGGUGACCCUCUAUCAGGCUAUAUCUGGUUAUAUUCAUCAGACUAUAUAUGGUGGCUCUCUAUCAGGCUAUAUCUGGUUAUAUUCAUCAGACUAUAUAUGGUGGCUCUCUAUCAGGCUAUAUCUGGUUAUAUUCAUCAGACUAUAUAUGGUGACCCUCUAUCAGGCUAUAUCUGGUUAUAUUCAUCAGACUAUAUAUGGUGGCUCUCUAUCAGGCUAUAUCUGGUUAUAUUCAUCAGACUAUAUAUGGUGACUCUCUAUCAGGCUAUAUCUGGUUAUAUUCAUCAGACUAUAUAUGGUGGCUCUCUAUCAGGCUAUAUCUGGUUAUAUUCAUCAGACUAUAUAUGGUGGCUCUCUAUCAGGCUAUAUCUGGUUAUAUUCAUCAGACUAUAUAUGGUGGCUCUCUAUCAGGCUAUAUCUGGUUAUAUUCAUCAGACUAUAUAUGGUGACUCUCUAUCAGGCUAUAUCUGGUUAUAUUCAUCAGACUAUAUAUGGUGGCUCUCUAUCAGGCUAUAUCUGGUUAUAUUCAUCAGACUAUAUAUGGUGGCUCUCUAUCAGGCUAUAUCUGGUUAUAUUCAUCAGACUAUAUAUGGUGGCUCUCUAUCGGGCUAUAUCUGGUUAUAUUCAUCAGACUAUAUAUGGUGACCCUACAGGAGACUUUAUAUGGUGGCUCUCUAUCAGGCUAUAUCUGGUUAUAUUCAUCAGACUAUAUAUGGUGGCUCUCUAUUGGGCUAUAUCUGGUUAUAUUCAUCAGACUAUAUAUGGUGACCCUACAGGAGACUUUAUAUGGUGGCUCUCUAUCAGGCUAUAUCUGGUUAUAUUCAUCAGACUAUAUAUGGUGACCCUUCAUUAGACCAUUGAUAGUAACAAUGCACGAGACUUAAUAUAUGGUGACCAUACAUGUACAUUAGACCAUAUACCUGUAUGGUGACCCACCAUGAAACUGUGAUUCCCCUUUAGGAAACAAUAGUGGUUCAGUAAGAAUUGUGUCGGUCAGUAUCUGUUACUUUUUAUAUGUAUAAUGGAGCAGUCAAUUCACUGGUUUCCGAUACACCCCAGGAAUUGGUAUUUUAAGAAGGAGGAUUAUCAGUUAAACUCAUCAGCUGCAGAAUUACUGUAGAAUAUGAAAUUAUUGCUGUUUGCAUAAAUUUACAUUAAAUUUGUAGAUUCAUGGUUGUUGUGGAACCAUAAAAUGUUAAUACAGCCAAUUUCUGUACAACUUAACUGACUCAAGUUUAGUGCAAUAGUUUUUGUAAAUGAAAAAUCACCUGCGCAUGUUAUCAUGUGUUACACUACAUUUAUGCGCAUGUAUAAGAGUGGAAUACAAUGUACAAUUAUGACGAGUGAUAAGAGUGUAUAAGAUUACAAUACGUACAUUUGAAUGAUGUAAGAUUUAAGAAAGCAGGUGUUUGUAUUCUGGUCUGGAUAACAAUGUCCCAAUGUUUACUCAUUGACUGUAAUUUGCCUAUGAUCAAUAUAUUUGUGCUGAUGUUAUUGUCAUAAUAAUCACUAAGAGUCCUCAGACAAGUAACCACAGGCUGUGAUAGGGUCAUGUAUAAUUACUCUUUUAAAUUCACUGAUAAUUUUAUCAGGUAUUAUUAGCAAGAAUUAUAGAUUCAGAUAUCUUUCCCAUAACUUUUACUUGGGCACAUUUGAACAGAGAUACACAUAUUGUAUUCGGCUUCCAGAGGGGACUAUAGGUUUACACCCUUGAUGAUCAGUGAGACUCUAUGCUAUCCUCUAAUGACUCUGUCACCUACAAUUGCCAAAAUGUGUAUGCAAGUACAACUUUAAUAGCAAGCAUAAUGGUAUUGGGUCUUGUGCCCCGAUUUGUAUAGAGUUAUUGCCCUUUGAUCGCUUAAAAUAAAAACAGUUUGUGCAGAGGUGGGGGAAUUAUGAUAUGAAUUGCUUGCACUACUGUGUCUUAUUGUUCAUGUAACAGAUACAAAUCCUUGCACAUGAUGUAACACUUGUUGUGAUUGUGUCGGGGAUGACAAUGAUAGCUGUAACUUUUAUCCUGACAUUUUUUCUCGUUUGUCUCGUUUCAAGUAAGUUGGUGAGUCAUGUGAUAAAUGCCAACUUGUUCCCAUUCAUUAUCAUACAUAUGUCAUAAUGAAACGGGAAUUUUGUUUCAGAAAAUAAUGGUAUGCAAUGAGAACUGGUUUGUGACUGUGACGGUCUUCUUAUAGUUAUAAGUCACCAAUGUAUUCCCACACAUGAAUUGUAGAUUAUACCUAGUUCAUGUGGAUGUUUAUAUUACCCAAGUUACCUAGAAUGUUUGUACUGUAUCAUGAGUAAGAAGGGGCCCAGAUUUUCAUGUAAUGGGUGCACUGUAUAUGUACAAGUGUUAACAAAUUAUUGUCAGUACACGUAUAUCCAAAAAUAUGGGCUGCAGCGCCUAUGAAAAUACAAUCAACUUUGAAAGAAACAUAACUUGAUAGGUGAAGCAAGAAAAACUCAUUUUGGUUGCUAGAGUAUCUGUAUAGAAGGGAGAAACAAACGAACCUAUAUAUAUACUCGGAAGUUACAAAAGCUCAGAGAGGAACUCUUCUUCUUGAAGAUAGCUAUUAAUGCAGGGGUUAUAACCCUUUACAUUAGGUAAAGUAACAUUUUUAAAACCGGGGUCUGAUUUAAAAAUUGAUUACAGAUUAGAUGAAGGCGUGGUUGGUACAGGUUCCACUAUAUAAAUUAUGGAGAACAAUUUAAACUUAGCACCUACUCAACAUAUUUCAGUACAGUGUUAGGACUGUACUGAACAUGAGAGUCAAUCUCUCUUAUGAUAACUUUCUUAGUAAUAAAUCUUGUCCCCGAAAUCUUUUGUAACAAAAAUAUGGUCCAUUUAUUAUCAGAAAAUUCAAAUUAAGAUGGUUUCACGGCUAAUCACUUCUGAUAUGUGCCAAUGUGUGCUGUAUGUGUCCUCAAACUGUUUAAUCUUUGUUUCAGUCUCUAUUGUGAUACAAUAAAGUAGAGCCACUAUUUCAACAUGGCUUCAAGUUCAACUAAAAUUACUAGAGGAAAUAGCCCAGUUUGUCUCAAUUAAAGUUUGAUUCUAGCAUCCUGUGAUACCAUUCGAAACCCAGGACAGUUGUGCUGUAGGCUGUUGGCUUAGCAUUGUGUUGUAGGUUAAUUAUACUAUACUUUGGUGUAAGCUGUUGGCUUAGCUUAAUUAUACUAUACUUUGGUGUAGGCUGGUGGCUUUAGCAUUGUGUUGUAGGUUAAUUAUGCUAUACUUUGGUGUAGGUUUAUAGGCUUAGCAUUGUGUUGUAGGUUAUACUAUACUUUGUUGUAGGCUUAUAGGCUAAGCAUUGUGUUGUAGCUAGGUUAUACUAUACUUUGUUGUAGGCUUAGCAUUGUGUUGUAGGUUAUACUAUUCUUUGCUGUAGGCUGUUUGCUUGGAGGUUAAGCAUAAAUAGUGCUGAAGGUUUUGACAUUUAAAUGCAAAAUAGUUGCAACCUUUUAAGACGAUAGCUUGCGUAGCAGUGUAUCCUAUUGCUGAUUUAGUCUUCAGAAACCUCUCCUUUUAGACGAUAAUAUUUAUUAGACAAGUUUCAUAUUUUUGAUGGUCAAGAAUUACAUUGCAUAGGUGACUAUAUAAAUUAUUUCCUAAUUUACCUUAUUAUGUAUAUAUAUAUCGCUUUUGGCUUUCCAUGUGUACUUUAAAACACCCAGAUCAUGUCCAGCUAUAUGCAAAUUAGUGAUACAUAUGAUGUAUUCUGGUUAGCUGUGUUUGUGAAUUAUUUCUAAUCCUGUAUUGACUAUCCAUAAGCAUUACACUCGUUUACAGUGAAAACCUGUUGUACUAUUGUUAUAUUUGUCCUCAAGGAAUCCACCAUCUGUUUUAAGGUACCAUUCAUGAUCAUGUUGUCUUUGUUGUUCUAGGAUUUUAUUUUUUCAUGAUUUAAAAAAAUAUAUCAUUUAUGUUGUAACCCUAAAUGAUGUUUAUUGAAAAAAAUACUUCUAAUCAGAAGACUAGAGUACAGUUGAGGUGAUCACUAGGUGUGGGAUCAAUCAUUAGGUACAGCAUGUGAUGGUGUGGGAUCAACCAUUAGGUAUAGCAUGUAUUGGUGUGGGAUCAACCAUUAGGUAUAGCAUGUAUUGGUGUGGGAUCAACCAUUAGGUACAGCAUGUAUUGGUGUGGGAUCAACCAUUAGGUACAGCAUGUAUUGGUGUGGGAUCAACCAUUAGGUACAGCAUGUAUUGAUGUGGGAUCAACCAUUAGGUACAACAUGUGAUGGUGUGGGAUCAACCAUUAGGUACAACAUGUAUUGGUGUGGGAUCAACCAUUAGGUACAGCAUGUAUUGAUGUGGGAUCAACCAUAAGGGACAGCAUGUAUUGAUGUGGGAUCAAACAUUAGGUACAGCAUGUAUUGGUGUGGGAUCAACCAUUAGGAACAACAUGUAUUGGUAUGGGAUCAACCAUUAGUUACAACAGGUAUUGAUGUGGGAUCAACCAUUAGGUACAACAUGUAUUGAUGUGGGAGCAACCAUUAGGGACAGCAUGUAUUGGUGUGGGAUCAACCAUUAGGGACAGCAUGUAUUGAUGUGGGAUCAACCAUUAGGUACAACAUGUGAUGGUGUGGGAUCAACCAUUAGGUACAGCAUGUAUUGAUGUGGGAUCAACCAUUAUGUAUAGCAUGUAUUGAUGUGGGAUCAACCAUUAGGUACAGCAUGUAUUGGUGUGGGAUCAUCCAUUAGGUACAGCAUGUGAUGGUGAGGGAUCAACCAUCAGGCUUACCAGUAUUUAUCUGGCUCAUUUGAAUGGAUGCUUUAAUCCCAUUUAGGAUAUCAUAUUUACAAAUUGACUGUACUGUUUUCAUAUAUGUAUAUAAUGUUCAGUGUUAUUUGACUAGAAAUCUGUUUUCUGUAAUUAAUAUAAAUAACACUGCCAGGAUGAUUAAGGUGUAUACAUUAUCAGCAUGGUGCAAGACAAUUAUACUGACUGUAUUUUAAAGAUGACAUCCUGGUUUCAUUAAUGGGUUUAUAAUGUGGGACAUCAAAAAGGUUACCUGGUACACAUUGGGUGUAUAGUUUAAACGUGUAGCUACAUUUGUACGCCAUCGGAGUAGUAGUAGCCCUGUGUACAGCCAGUCUUGUGCUUGUUAAUUAUCUUAUCUUAGCCAGCUUGAAAUUAUGAAAUUUAAAGCAUGUUAUUUUGUAUGUAGCCAGGAACUGCGAGUGCACAUUCUGCAAUUUGUUGUGAUGCAAAACUUUGUGAUAUUUUGACUUUUGUUAAAACAUUUUCUUCUCUAUGUAGUACAUGUACACAUGUGAUAAAACAAAUAUUUUUGUGAUCCACAAUUAGUCAGUUGUAAGAAAGUGGAAUGACGUAAGGAAUGUUAAAAAAAUCAUAUGUAAGGAAGGUGUGUUAUAGGUCAGAGAGAGGGGGUAAUGGAGUGGGGUGUAGAGAGAGGGUAUUGGAGUGGGGUGUAGAGAGAGGGUAUUGGA
This is a messenger RNA of Mizuhopecten yessoensis (Yesso scallop), 6965 nucleotides long. RefSeq lists its product as uncharacterized. The transcript is spliced from 2 exons. The record is from RefSeq and is a predicted model, not a curated record. Lineage: Eukaryota; Metazoa; Mollusca; Bivalvia; Pectinida; Pectinidae. Bases 835 to 1773 code for a protein of 312 amino acids.